Messenger RNA from Rhodamnia argentea, 906 nucleotides. RefSeq lists its product as uncharacterized. Lineage: Eukaryota; Viridiplantae; Streptophyta; Magnoliopsida; Myrtales; Myrtaceae. Bases 120 to 671 code for a protein of 183 amino acids. The record is from RefSeq and is a predicted model, not a curated record. The transcript is spliced from 5 exons.
CGGCGACCAAUCUCCUCUCUCUCUCUCUUUGCAUUUGAAGAUCGGCCUCGAAGAAGAAGGAGAAGAAGCGCGUUGUCGAGUCGGAGCGAUUACCGAAUCCCGAAUACGAUCCGACGGCAAUGAGACGGGUGCUGAAUGAGAUGGCGGCAUCUGGAUCGUCGAUCCAGAGCUCGGUUUCGUCGUCGAAGGCGGCGGCCUCGUCGUCGUCCUCGUCGCCGUCGAUCUUCACCAACUACGCUCUCAUCUCCGCUCUCGUCGCGUUCACCAUCGCUCAGUCCAUCAAGCUCUUCACCUCCUGGUAUAAGGAAAGGAGAUGGGAUCUCAAACGACUUGUUGGAUCUGGAGGGAUGCCAUCUUCUCAUUCUGCAACCGUGACAGCUCUUGCAGUAGCAAUUGGGUUUCAAGAUGGCUUCGGAGGAACAUCAUUCGCCAUUGCAUUGAUCUUAGCAUUGGUGGUGAUGUAUGACGCAACUGGUGUCAGGUUACAGGCUGGACGUCAGGCAGAGGUGUUAAAUCAGAUUGUGUAUGAACUUCCUGCUGAGCACCCCCUUGCUGAGAGCAGGCCACUGCGUGAACUUCUGGGCCAUACUCCUCCUCAGGUCAUCGCUGGUGGGCUUCUCGGGAUAAUUACUGCAUCGGUAGGGCAUAUGAUCAUCCUGACAUGCGGUUGAUGUUAUCCAUUAGUUGAUUGUGCAGAAAUCCGAAGCAUUGCGCUUCGACAUCUUUGACCACGACUCAAGCCGAGGUCACAGAUGAGAAGAUGUCCAAGCACAUUCACUCCCUUUCUCAUACAUGUGUUCUUGAUGCCUUAAUUCAGCAUUUGUUCCUGACGAAUUUGACAGUUGACACUGUAAAAAUAGUACAAAAUGAAAGAUUGAAUACAGUUACGUCCGAUAUGCUGUUGAA